GUUGUGCUGUGGAUGGUCAUCCAGCCCCAAACAUCACCUGGCUUUACUCUGGCAAGCCUCUCAGCCUGCGGCACCACCUCCUGGCAGCGGGUCGGAUUCUUCAGAUAUUCAAUGUCAGUGAUGCUCCUGAUGGUGAAUUCAGCUGCCUUGCUCAGAAUGAGGCUGGCUCGCUCACACAAAAAACAUCCCUGGCUAUACAAGAAUACCGCUGGUCAGUGGACAAGAUGUUGGCUUGCUCAGCUUCCUGUGGCCACAAAGGGGUGCAGCUGCCCCAGCUGAGGUGCUUACUGGAUGGGGCCGAAGUCAACAUAUCCCACUGCAAAGAGAAGCCCAAGCCAGCCCUGCAGCCCAUAGCGUGCAACAGGAGAGAUUGCCCUUCACGGUGGAUGGUAACAUCGUGGUCUCCUUGCACACGGAGCUGCGGUGGAGGCACCCAGAUGCGCCGAGUGACGUGUCAGCGCCUGACGGCGAAAGGCAGCUCUGUCCCGAUGUUGAAUGAUGCUUGUGCCCAGGUGUCCAAGCGCCCUGUGGACACCCAGAACUGUAACAGGCAGCCCUGUGUUGAAUGGGUGGCCUCCUCCUGGGGCCAGUGUAACGGGCCUUGCAUUGGACCACGACUGGCUGUGCAGCACAGACAGGUAUUUUGCCAGACGAAAGAUGGGACUUCUGUGUCGUCAGAUCAGUGCAGUGCCUUACCAAGGCCUUUGAGCACCCAGAACU
Molecule: messenger RNA, 720 nt
Organism: Eurypyga helias (sunbittern)
Lineage: Eukaryota; Metazoa; Chordata; Aves; Eurypygiformes; Eurypygidae
Product: ADAMTS-like protein 1
Exons: 5
Biological process (GO): extracellular matrix organization
Cellular component (GO): extracellular matrix
Molecular function (GO): metalloendopeptidase activity
Source: RefSeq, a predicted model, not a curated record